UUUUUUUUAAUUAGGAGGUAUAAGUAGUUCGUAAUUUUUCAAUAGUAAAUACUUUCGGUCCAAGAAAUUCUGCUUUUAUGUAAUUCGCUUUGAUCUACAGUAGAUUCUGUUAACAACAAAGCGAAGCAAACGCAACAUUUUAGUCGUAAGAAAAUAAAAUAGUUAAUUUUGCAAUAAUUAAAAAUGGUCUCUAUUUCAAACUUGAUUAAUAGUGGUUUACUCUUGGUAACUCAAAAUGCCUACCCAGAUCUUGCAACUCCACAACAAGCUGCUACUGAAAAUUAUAAUAUCAUUAAAUUCUUAGGUGGUUCUGCUCCUUAUAUUCAAAGAGAUGGAUACGGUAUUGAUGUUGAUUUACCUGCCAAUUGUUCAUACCAACAAGUUCAAUUGCUUUCAAGACAUGGUGAAAGAUUUCCGGGCCUGGGCGAAGGUGCUACUUUUGAACGAAUCUAUAAGAAAUUCCAAAACUAUAAUAAAACCUUUACUGGUGAUUUGGAAUUCCUUAACACUUACACUUAUUUUGUUCCUGAUCAAAGCUUAUAUGAAAAGGAAACUACUCCAAGUAACUCUCAAGGUCUUUAUGCUGGUGUCACUACUGCCUACAGACAUGGUGCUUAUUUCAGAGCUAAGUAUAAUGAUUUGUUUGCUGCAAAUACAACCACCUUGCCUAUUUUCACUUCCAAUUCUGGUAGAGUUUAUCAAACCUCUAAUUAUUUUGCUCGUGGUUUCUUAGGUGAUCAAUUCAACCAGGGAGUCAAUGUCAGAUUCAACAUCCUUAAUGAAAGUGCUAGUCUAGGUGCAAAUUCCUUAACCCCAAGUAUCGGCUGUAAAACUUACAAUACCGGUGCUAAUGCUAGUCUUAUUGCUGAAUACAAUACUACUGCAUAUUUGCAACCAAUUGUCAACAGAUUAGUUGGUCAAAAUCCAGGAUUGAAUUUAACUACCAGUGACGUCCAAAGUUUAUUCUCUUGGUGUGCUUAUGAAAUUAAUGUUAGAGGGGAAUCUCCUUUCUGUACGUUAUUUACCAAUGAAGAAUUCGUUAGAAAUUCUUAUCAUACUGAUCUUUCCAACUAUUACUCAGUUGGGCCAGGUCACAACUUCACUGCUACCAUUGGGGCACCAUUUUUAAAUGCUUCUUUGGCGUUGUUAAAGAAUGAUUCAGCCGAGAACAAGAUCUGGUUAUCUUUCUCACAUGACUCUGAUCUAGAAAGGUUCCAUGCAGCUUUAGGUAUUCUUGAACCAACUACUCCUUUACCAACCUCAUACAUCCCAUUCCCAAAUCCUUAUGUUCAUUCUUCAAUUGUUCCACAAGCUGCUAGAAUUUAUACAGAAAAGUAUCAAUGUUCCAAUACUUCUUAUGUUAGAUACAUUGUUAAUGAUGCUGUUAUCCCUAUUCCUGGUUGUAAUGCUGGCCCAGGUUUAUCUUGUGAAUUCAGCGAAUUUGAAAAGUACAUUGAGGGAAGAAUUGGUCAUCUCAAUUUCACCGACACUUGUGAACUUACUGCAUCUCAACCAAAUAAAGUUACUUUCUUUUGGGAUUGGACAACUACCAACUAUUCCGGUUCGUUAGGUAAUUUCUGAUCUUUUGUAAUGUUAUACUCCUGAAAUGUUCAUGAUAUUUUAUUUCUUUACAUCAACCAGUUGUUUCAAAUAGGGCACCAUUGGUGACCAUAUUUCUUUAAAUUUUAUUGAUUUGUGUAUUAUAUGUAUAUUGAACAUAUAAAUGC
Molecule: messenger RNA, 1727 nt
Organism: Scheffersomyces amazonensis
Lineage: Eukaryota; Fungi; Ascomycota; Pichiomycetes; Serinales; Debaryomycetaceae
Product: histidine phosphatase family protein
Exons: 1
Coding region: 184-1581 (465 amino acids)
Cellular component (GO): fungal-type cell wall
Molecular function (GO): acid phosphatase activity
Source: RefSeq, a predicted model, not a curated record